CUCUCUGUGCUGCUCUCCCAAAAAUCGCCGCCACCGUCAUCGUCGUUUCUCCAACCAUUUUUUUUUUUUGAUGUCGUUAAUGGUGAUAGAGGAUAUUGAAUCUGUAUUAUUCAAUCGAUAUGAAUUAAUUUCUAAUUAGAUUUCACAAAUCUUUAUUCGCUGGUUGACAACGGUGGUGGUGGUGGAGGAGGAUUAAGAUUCUUCGUUGCAUGGUUGUCGUUUCUGGUGGUGGUGCUGGCUAAAUUGAUGAAGUUAGGGUUAGUGGUUUGAGCUGCCGGUGGUGAUGUUCGUACAUUUUUGUUCUUAAUUGUUUUCAGUAAUUGCUACCAAGCCUUUGAAGGGGGUGUAUCAAGAUGUAACAGGAGGUGGUGAGUGAAUGGUAGAUGGUAAUGGGUGGUGGUGGAUGGUGGAUGUUAAACAUGAGGGACUAGAUAUGCUUCUUCGUUCAAUACAAAUCACUAAUUCUAAUUCAGGGUCAGAAGGCAUGGAAUGUAGAACUUCUGAUUCAACUCUUUCCGGAGAAUCAGGUGGAGGCAAUCUUAAACAUCUAUAUUCCACAAGAUGAAUCUGUAGAGGAUAAUCUGAUUUGGUUAAAAACAAAAACAGGAAAUUUUACUGCGAAGUCAUGCUAUAAACUUCUGGCAGAUAAUGUGGCGACAUCUUUUAUCUCAUCGUUUCCGUGGAAACUUUUCUGGAAAAAGAUGAAGACUCAACCAAAAAUUCAUAACUUUAUAUGGAAGGUUCUUCAUAAAGGUUAGCAGUUUAUAGUAAUCUUUCAAGAUUUAACUCUCAUAUUCAGAAUAUAUGCCCUCUCUGUCAACAAGAAGAAGAAACAGUUCAUCACCUGCUAUUCAUCUGUCAAUUCUCAAAAGCUGUGUUUCAAGAAAGCCCAUUAUACAUUGAUCUCCAGGAUGGUAUUUCACCGAUGGACGAUAUACAGCUUUGGUUAAAUCAGGCAGAUCAAGGGAUGAUGUUAAAUCUGGGCUCAUGCAUUCUUUGGAAAAUAUGGAAAAUGAGGAAUGAUAAAAUCUUCAAUAGUAAUCAACCGUCGGUACCAGUUUGUAUUCGCAAAGCUCUGGAAGAUUUUAAGAAUUUCGACUUACACCAUGCCCUGAAUUAUUGUGCCUCAACCACCAUACAGAGGAAAAACACAGUUCAUUGGCAACCUCCUACUUUGUUCUACAUUAAGAUUAAUGUAGAUGUUGCUUACAACAACGGUAAAGGUGUUGCAGCAACGGUGGCAAGAGAUUCAUAUGGUAGACAUUUGGGAAGUGCUGCCUUUUGUUUUGAUUCCUUCUCUUCAACAGUGGCGGAAGCAAAAGCAUAUGGUCUUGGUCUCCAGUUGGCGAGAAGACUGCAAAUCUCUAACAUAAUCAUUGAGGGGGAUGCAGAAGAGAUUCCUAAAGCUAUAACAGGGAACACGAACGAUAUUCCUUUGAGUAUUCGAUCCACUGUUCUUUCAAUUCAAGACCGCGUCAAGGAUUUUAACGAAAUUAGUUUUAUGGUUGUUCCUAGAGACACUAAUUCAAUUGCUCAUGACUUAAUUCAAUUUGCAAUUACAAACUUUGUAAACAGAUGUUGGUCUUAUGAUGAACCAUCGAAUUGUAUUAUGCAACGUCUCAUUUUACAUGAGGAUUAA
Messenger RNA from Papaver somniferum (opium poppy), 1639 nucleotides. RefSeq lists its product as uncharacterized. NCBI's taxonomy places the organism in Eukaryota, Viridiplantae, Streptophyta, Magnoliopsida, Ranunculales, Papaveraceae. The record is from RefSeq and is a predicted model, not a curated record. Gene Ontology annotation, molecular function: RNA-DNA hybrid ribonuclease activity; nucleic acid binding. The transcript is spliced from 2 exons. The coding region runs from base 926 to 1639 and encodes 237 amino acids.